Myxocyprinus asiaticus (Chinese sucker) is the source of this 4851-nucleotide messenger RNA. Its product is annotated as dual specificity protein phosphatase CDC14AB-like. Gene Ontology annotation, molecular function: protein tyrosine/serine/threonine phosphatase activity; protein serine/threonine phosphatase activity. Gene Ontology annotation, biological process: regulation of exit from mitosis; positive regulation of cytokinesis; cilium assembly. Gene Ontology annotation, cellular component: spindle pole; centrosome; nucleolus. The coding region runs from base 587 to 2395 and encodes 602 amino acids. The transcript has 15 exons. Lineage: Eukaryota; Metazoa; Chordata; Actinopteri; Cypriniformes; Catostomidae. The record is from RefSeq and is a predicted model, not a curated record.
CCUUUAAGAUAUUUCUUGACCGUCUGCGACCAUGGCACGAGAAAAAAUUCCACCUAAUGACCAGGGCAGAGUUACAAUAUCGCAGUUCGCGUCUCAUAUCUACCCAGUUUGAAGUGAAAACAGAUUUAUUACUCGACGAUAUUGGCGUCUCUUAUAAGGGAAUAAUCUCCGGUGUUGAUAAUUCAGGCACUUUUACGCGGGACAUGGCAAACGAGUUGGGAUGUCGAAAUGACGCACCUUGAGUUAUUUUAACAGAUUGGGAAGUUUCAUUUGUUAUUUAUUUCCUUCUGGACUACUUCUUGGCAAUCGUCUUGCAUGCACAGUCAACCAAAUCAAUAACAAGUGACUUCGCUGAGCAGAAAGCUAAUAUCAGUGUAUAUUUACGCGUGGGGGAAUGCCACAAGUCUUUUAAGUGCCUUGUUUAAACAUCUCCAGGGGCUUUUUGUUUUUUUUUUAAACUACUCGGAAUAUUUGCGCCAUCGGUUAAGAGAGAAGUUGUAUCCGUAGAGAGGAAACUGAUUUUCAUACCAGCAAUAGUUUGUUCUUCUUUUCUGUAAAAUAGCUGCGCCAGACUUGCUCUCCGUCGAUGACUCUCGACAACGUGAAACAUUCCGCGAUACUCACGACUUUAUUUAAAAUGGCAGACGAGUAUGAUUUGAUAGGCGCCUCUGAAUGCAUAAAAGAUCGACUCUAUUUUGCCACCCUACGAAGCAAGCCGAAAAGCACCGCGAACACUCAUUACUUCAGCACGGAUGAGGAGUUUGUUUACGAAAACUUUUAUGCAGAUUUUGGGCCCCUCAACCUUGCUAUGCUGUACAGAUACUGCUGUAAGCUCAACAAAAAGCUUAAGUCUUUUACACUGACCAGAAAGAGGAUUGUGCACUACACCAGCUUUGACCAGCGCAAAAGGGCUAACGCCGCUGUGCUCAUCGGUGCCUAUGCUGUAAUUUACCUAAAGAAAACACCAGAGGAAGCCUACAGAGCCCUUAUCUCUGGCUCUAAUGCCUCCUAUCUCCCCUUCAGGGAUGCUUCAUUUGGGAAUUGCACAUACAACCUGACGGUUCUCGACUGUUUGCAAGGCAUUAGGAAGGCCUUUCAGCACAGAUUCUUGAACUUCGAGACGUUUGACGUUAAUGAGUACGAGCAUUAUGAGCGUGUAGAGAACGGAGAUCUAAACUGGAUCAUCCCUGGCAAACUCCUCGCGUUCAGCGGGCCUCAUCUGAAAAGUAAAAUAGAGAAUGGUUACCCUCUACAUGCACCUGAAGCCUAUUUCCCAUAUUUCCGCAAGCACAAUGUCACCACCAUAGUGCGCCUCAACAAAAAGAUCUACGAUGCCAAGCGUUUCACGGAUGCUGGAUUCGACCAUUACGACCUGUUCUUCGUGGACGGCAGCACACCAAGUGAUGUUAUCACCCGGCGCUUCUUGCAUAUCUGCGAGAGCACAGAUGGGGCAGUGGCCGUACACUGCAAAGCGGGUUUAGGCCGGACAGGCACCCUGAUUGGCUGCUACAUUAUGAAGCACUACCGUUUCACGGCUGCCGAAGCCAUCGCCUGGAUCCGCAUCUGUAGACCCGGCUCCAUCAUCGGACCCCAGCAGCAUUACUUGGAAGAGAAGCAGGCGAGUCUCUGGGCUCAUGGAGAUGUGCACCGCGCUAAGCAGAGGCAGUACGAGGACCGUUGUGUGCCUCACCUCAUCUCCAGUAUGGACAAUCUCUCCAUCAACACCACCUUCUUGAAAUCCCAAAGCAUGGAUCACAUGGGGGAGAAUGAUUAUGCUGAGAAUGACCUUGGUAUGACUCAAGGAGACAAACUGCGUGCCUUAAAGGGUCGACGGCAGCCCAGGUCUGCGACCACUGGAGCCAUAAGGAUAAAUCCGGCAGCCGCUGACCAGGGCUCCGCCUCUCCCCUAAAAUCCUCCAAAGUCCCGACCUCCUCUGUCUCUGCAUCUGCCAAGCGAAUUGGCCGCUCUUCUUCUUCAACCAACCUUAAGAGCACCAGGUUAGCAAGCUCUCUGGGUAACUUGUAUGAACCCGAUGAAGAAGACAAGAGCUCUAGAAAACGGUCCUCCCCCUCCUCGUUCACUUCCUCAACUCCUUCCCACCCCAUCCGUAUGGGCUACAGCAGCCCCCACAAUUACCACUACGAAGUCAACAACAACAAUCAAUACAACACCUCCAGUGCCCCGAGCACCAAUGGGGUGAGCCCAAGCAGCGGCACAAAAAGCCUCACCUAUAACCUCAACCACACUAGCCUGGGGGGAUCUUCCGCCAUUGGAAGGCUGGGGGCCGAGGAGCAGGGACACCACAGAAGCCCCCCGGCAGGGUUGAGCGGGGUCUCGGCACGCUACCUUAGCCGCUCCAUUCCUUCCCUUCAGUCGGAGUACGUUCAGUAUUGAUGCGGAAAAUUUCUGUUAAUCCCGUUCCAUAGUGCUGCCCUGGUUCCGACCCACAACGCCAUCACUGUGACUGCUGAUUCUCCAACUUUGUCACAGGCACUCAGUGAAACAAAUUCGAGAGUGUUAAGACUGAAAGGCUCCCAUAUGUUACAUCCUGCAAUGACAGGGUUGAACUGAUCUGGAAUCUGCUGUAUGCUGUAAUUAACCGAAGACAAUGAACUUGCCAUGGCCCUCUUUUUUUUUUUUUUUUUUUUUUUUAAAGAUAUUUUCCAUGUAUGAAUAUACGUAGCUAUACUGGAAAAAAAAAUAUUUUUAGAUAAUUUUGUAAAAUUUUUGUCCUUACUAUUUUAUCUACAAUUACACAAUUGUAAUCUUAUGCUUGAUGACAAGCACGUUUUGUUAAUGUAUUUGUGUAUCUUUGGACUAUUGAGUUUGUUCUGAAGCCUGUAUCAUGUUUGAGUGUACUUACCGAAUAACACAUCAAGUGCGAGGGCUAUGUUUGAAAGGUGCAAAAUGGGUUGACUGCUAGUGUUGUCUUCAGUGGGAUUUUCGGGCUGUUUUUAGGCACAUGAAACUGAUUAGUGCAUGUUUUCUUUGGUUGGGUUUGGUGGGUCCAAGGUUGGCUUGUAUCCACACAACAACGGAUGGCUAAUGAGACCCCAACCAUUUGCAAGCACAAAUUAUUUUUCGCUGUACAUGAAGGGUUCUGUUUGUUUAGUAAGAGUAACAGGUUGGACUCCUGUUCUUUUCCCGGGCCUUUGACAUUAUAAUGUGCAUGAUAAUCAAACUAAUUCAGCUCACUCGCUCUUCAAGGGCUGCUGAAAACACACAAGCAGACACUCCAUCUUUCACGUUUGUCAGUUUCACCAGCACUCCAAAGCACCAAUAAAACACCUUAGAAUGUAUGCUUAAGUUGCACACUUUUGGCUGCUGGUCUUAACAUGCCUAAGCCACGUCCACACUAAUUUGUUUUCAUUUGAACACUUUCCUAAUGUCAUCGUUUUCCAAAGCAUUCGGCAAUGGAGAGCAUUUUCAAAACCCUCUAUUUUUGGUAGAGAAAAAUGCUGUUCUAGUUUGGAUUAGAGGCAUAAAUGUAAUGUGUUUUCAAACUAAAAAGUAUUAGUGUGGACAAGGCGCUAGGCUGUAUGGUGGUGAUUAUGGAUGCUUAUACAUUCAACGGUACAUGGUAGUAUAAAAAUACGCAACAUGGCUUGUUCACGGAUCUAGGCUUUCAAUUACAAUGGAAGCUGAUGUAAAGGCAACAAUAUACGUAAAACCCAUUAUGUUCUUAAUGCACAUAAUGAAUGGAUAAACUACUCAGAAAAUGUAAAUGUAAACGAGUGUGUCUACUGAAAUUUGGAUACUUGUCCAGAAUUGACUGUAAAAUCAUCGGAUAUGAGGAUGUUUACAAUCAGGUGAAGAUUAUUUAUCGUACAGUGUUCGGUUUACCUGCAGGGUUUAAGCUAAGACUGUUGGAAUAUUCAUGCAAAAAGAAUAGUUAGACCAAAAAAAAAAAUACAAAAUUCUGUCAUUUAAUCGCCCUUGAGUCGAACGACUCCAUAUAUUUCAAGUCUCUUGAAUAUGUCUGUUAGCUUUGCGCGAGGAACAGACCGGCGAUAGUUCUCCAAACUCUUUCGCCCUUUUCCAACAUUCAAACUUGCCGCAGCUUGAUUUGUUACGAGACAUGAGAACCAAUGGCUUUUGAUGGCAUUGAUGUCAAACCUGUCAAGAUGUGACAAUUUUGAAAAUGUGAAUGCGUGAGAUAUGAAAGCUGCGAGGUUUUUGGUAAAUCACGAUUUAAAUUUCAGCGUGUUCCUCAUACAAAGCUAUUUAUUGGAUGGCUUCAGAAGACUUUUAGUGCACAAGUCAUAUGAAUGGAUUUCGUCCCCAUCCACUUUCAGUGCAUGGAAAAGAGCGGCGUGAACAUCUAUUUUGUUCCAAGAAUGAAAAGGGUCAUACAGGUUGACACGAGGGUGUGUAAAUGACAGAAUUUUCAUCUUUGGGUGAAUCAAACCCUUUAAGUUUAUCUUUGAACAAAUACUUCAGCACACUUUCAGUGUGUUUGCAAUUACGACUUGAUGGAUGAAUUCUUGAGUCAUGUUAAUUGCUCUGAAUGACUGUUCUGUAUCCUCUUUCGCCCUGUAGCACUCUGUACAUUCCAGAUGUAAUGAUCUAUGUAUAUAAACAUUUUGGGAGGAUCUUAUUUGAUUGAAGUAUUCUACCUCUUUGAUAUAUAUGGUUGUAUCUGCUGUAAACUACUCCUUGCUUAUUAAAUUUAUAUAUUUUUGAAGCUGUAUGCAAAGAAAAUCUAACAAUGUUAUUGUAGAUUGUUUUGUUUUUCACAAACAUAGUGACAUAUAAAGUAAAAUACAAAGUAGUGGAUUGUACAUUAUUCUUUUACAAUGUAAACAGGAUUUCGUAAACCAGAACAAAAUAAAAGACUAAUUUUGAACAGA